AUGCACCCUGACACCAAACUCAUUGGAAACAUGGCACUGUUGCCCAUCAGAAGUCAGUUCAAAGGACCUGCCCCUAGAGAGACAAAAGAGACAGAUAUUGUGGAUGAAGCUAUCUAUUACUUUAAGGCCAAUGUCUUCUUCAAAAACUAUGAAAUUAAGAAGGAAGCCGAUAGGACCUUGAUAUAUAUAACCCUCUACAUUUCUGAGUGUCUAAAGAAACUCCAAAAGUGCAAUUCUAAAAGCCAAGUGAUGAGGGCCUACUUACAACAGCUGAGGCAAGAGACUGGACUGAGAUUUUGUGAGAAAGUUUUUGACUCUCAGAAUGAUAAACCCAGCAAGUGGUGGACUUGCUUUGUGAAGGGACAAUUCAUGAACAAGAGUCUUUCAGGACCUGGACAAUAA
Molecule: messenger RNA, 402 nt
Organism: Rangifer tarandus platyrhynchus (Svalbard reindeer)
Lineage: Eukaryota; Metazoa; Chordata; Mammalia; Artiodactyla; Cervidae
Source: the annotation of a GenBank genome assembly